This is a messenger RNA of Ectocarpus sp. CCAP 1310/34, 1903 nucleotides long. Lineage: Eukaryota; Phaeophyceae; Ectocarpales; Ectocarpaceae. The record is from the annotation of a GenBank genome assembly.
GAGCCAGGUGGGGGCGAUGGGGUGUACGCCAAGUUCCUCAACUGGGCGUCCUACAAGAGCUUCAAGGAGCGACAGAGCGACAACUUCACGGACCCUGGCCGUACGCUCUUCCUCUCGACCCAAGUGCCUGGUCCUCCCUGCAAUGGAGCAGUUCGCGUGCAAGAUCCACUCGCAGCAGGUGCUAUACAUCGAGGCGCUAGCCAAUGUCGACAUGACCAGCCACAGGGAAUGCGGUUGUCGAUGGUGCAACGUAGAUGGCGGCCGCAGGUGGUGGGAAACGUGGAAGCAUGUGGGCACUUUCUCCGAUGCGAUUGCCCGCCCCAAGGUCAACUUGCGGGCAGCGGGCCCGGAGGGUAACAGUUGGAUGGGGCGGAAACCGGAGUGCAACGCUUUGGGCUGCGCUAUGUGUGGGUUAGGGGGGACUGACGGCAUUCCCAUCUGCAGCAAGCUGGAGACCUCCGAACAGACGGUGGUGUGGAAGAUGUUCGAGGACGUGAUCAUUGUGCCUGCAUCAGCGGAUGGGAAGAUCAAAGCCAAGAAGCUCGCCAACCAGACCGUGCAGAAGGAGGGCGAGCUUUGCACACCAAGCUGUACAUGGCUCAUCACUCUAUCGCCAAGUGGCAAAGGCACUGCCACGGGCGUUGCUUGGAGACGUUUCAGGACGGCAACGCUCAUGGUGGCCAUCGUCCACUUCAACCCGCAGACACACGUGGGGGGUGGCAGGGUGCACGUGACGGAAACAUGGAUCUUUGCAUCUGAGGACAUGGCACAUGACUGCGAUUUCCACCUGCACGGCUUGGCCAGGAUGGCGGACCACUACCUGCGUGGAGAUGGGAGCGAAGCAACAGCUGCCGCCCGGGAAAAAGGCAGGACGCCUCGGAUUCACAUGUUGACGGAUGGGUGCGGGAAGCAGUACAAGGGAAGGCGGAAUUCCCGCUUUUUGGCCGACAGCGUCCGGCAAAUUGGCUUCUUCAUCAACCACCACUUUGCGGCCACAUCUCACUUCAAAGGUUGUCAUGAUGGGAUCGGCGGAGUCGCAAAGAACGCCAUGAAGAGGAGGGAGAGCGAGGGGGAGGAGAGUACGCGGAAGUACUUCGCGAAGUGGUCUCCGUACCGCAUGCGGAGGGUGCACGUCGAGUUUAUCGGUAAGAAGGAGAUCUAUCGGCCAAACUCGAUCCUGGAAGGCGUAGAGGGUACACGAGAGAUGUACCACUGUGCGGGAGCAAACACUCCCAAGCGGGAUGGGUCCACCUCAACCAAGGGACGCGAAGAUGACUGUAUGCUCGUGCUGAAGAGCGAGGGGCAGGGUCCGUUGUCGAGUCUAGAGAAGAGCCGGUUGCGGAAGGUCAAGGUGUUGGGUGCAUUAGCGAGCAGAUGGAAGGCUCAGGGGGCUGGGUUGCAGGAUCCGAUAUCGAGGGAGGAAGACGUGACUUGCAGGAAGGUGAAACGGACCUACAGUCUCAGGACUCGUUUGGCGUCGUGCUUCUGCUCGGCGUGCCUGCGUUCUGAGUAUGAGCAGUGCUACGUUAGCAAGACGUACCCCCGCCUCGUUCCCGCAAUGAAGGAUGACGUAGUGAAGGAACCGGUGAUUAUGGACACUGGAGUAGCGCCCGUAGACGAAAAUGCCUCCGAGGGGAUCAACUUCCCGCGAUACAAGAAGGAAUGCAAGAAGAAGCGAAUAACUGGGACACAGUGGCAGGAAGGCGACUCUGCUACUGCAUCAAAGAUUUGGGAAGAGCUUGGAAGGAAGAAAGCCCAGUAUUUUUGCCCGUUUCGGAAGGUGGGCUGGCAUUUGAGUGACAUCCUUCUUGUAUUUGCUCGUGGAGCAGUGCUGGGCUUAAGAGCCCGUUUGAGGUCGAACUUGGGGGUGUGUAUGGGGGGCGGUUUCCGAGAGGAUGUGUAA